AUCUAAAACGAUUGUUUCCUAAUUACAACAAGCUGACAUCUGCUGUUCGAUAUCGUUGCCGCAGCUCUUAGCCGUAUUGCUGUACGCGGUUGGUACUCUGAAAACAUAUAAAUGUAUGUUUGAAAUGUUGCUUCGGUAGCGGCUAUUUCUUCCACUCUGACCACCACAGGUGUAAGCGAGAUAACAAUAGUGUCACGGGCUUAAUGGUCACGCAGCUAACAGCUGCGCCGCGUAUUUAUUCAGUUCGUAAAUUUAUUUGUUGUGUGCUGGUGCGUUGUAAAAAUGGAGGCCUCUGAAGCGAUUCACGGUAGCUCUAGUAACCAAGGAAAAAUAUAUUCUACCAAGGCUUCAGAUACCGGUGUAAUUGUGAAAAUAAAUUCAAUGAAAUUGAUACGAUUGGUUCGUGGUCAUGAAGUAUUGUACAACAGCUUAGCGGACGGCUAUAAUGACAAAAGUCACAAAGAGAUAAUUUGGGAACGCAUUUACAGAGCAUUAUUCCCUUUUUACGAUUCAUACAAACCACACCAUCAAGACUGCAUACGCACGAAUGUACGCCGACGUUGGAAAACUCUUCGAGACUCAAUUUCACGCGAGGUCAAAAAGAAUGCUACACUUGAAAACUAUUCCAGGAAAAAAGAGAGUCCGAUUAUUGCUGAACUUGAGUUUUUGAUACCUCACAUCAAAAGCUCACAUUGUGCGAAAUUAGCUGAUGAGAUGGGAUUACGGGAAUGUUACACCAGCACAAUGAUGGUUGAGCAGGAGACACAAGAUGAAGAUAGUCUAAACGACUUGAUUGACUUAACUGAAGAAUGUGAUAUUAAGCCAUUUAUUAAACAAGAUGGUUUCCAGUACGAUGAUAUGGACACGUCUGACGGAGCAUUUUCGCAGGAAACAUUUUCCCCACUUGUAAAUAGCAGUGUUGGGAACCAUUUCACCAAUGGCAUUGAGGUGGUACCAGCCACCGAAAAUGACGAAUCUAUUCAUUCGUCAUGGAACAAAGAGUUUUGUACGCUUGCGCAGUUCAAAGGCGGUGAAUUUAUUAAUCCUGUUGACUUGUGUACGGAACAGGAAAAUGGAGAGAAUUUAGAGGCUAGUGAUAAGGAGGCUAAAGAAAUGGAAAAAUCAGUAACAUUACCUGUAAAUGAUAUAGCUACAGAUGAACCCAUUAGUAAGCGGGCACGGCACGAAUCGGAAGAUUCAUCCAAAGAAUUACAAGCCAAAAUACUGCAAUUGUUGAGUAGUUUAGAGCAUCGCGAACGUAGCGAUUACGAAACGCAAGACGAGGACCGUAUGUUUUUAUUAUCGCUGGUUUCUGAUUUAAAACGGGUGCCAGCGGCAAAAAAAAUGAUGGUGAAAAUGGAAAUAGUGACGGCUAUCGCAAGAGCUAAUCAAAGCCAAUGAAUCACACGAUUUUACAGUUUAUUUAAUAUAACGCGUGUUCAUCCUCAAUUAAUGUUUUAUUAAAUAGUUUUGGUGUUCAUAUCGUUUUAGAAAAUUAGUUUAGGUAUAUAGCGUUACCUUUCUCAAUUCGAGCUGUUUCGAAAAACUCAGAAAAAAUGGUUGCACCAAACGGUUACAUAUAAUAUAUUAUAAGUGAAGUCAACUGACCAUUUAGUCCCUUAAGACAGUAUAAACUCUACAAGUCUUGCCUUUACAAAAUUUUGAAAAUUUUAUUGAAAUGAAAUUGUUGAAAUAAUUUAGGGUUUAAAUAAUAAUAAAUAUGUAUUAAAAAAGUUAUGUCAUACAAUUACGCAUAUUUGAAAUAUUCUUUGUAUUGUGAAUCAAAACUUUAAUUGGCAAAAACACAGCGCAUUUCAAUUUGAAGACGUUUUUUGCAACUGCUAACUUGAGAGACUAACUGUCAUAUUCCGACUUUUGCACUGCAAAAUAAGAUUUUAACCAAAAAUUUACGCAAAACACAUUUUAAAUUCUAAAUGAAAAUGCCAAAACACAUGCAGGCCAACAUUCCGAAGAAGCCUAUGCUAUCAUUUCUGUGUAUUGGAAAUGAUCAGACCCUUAUGUUUAAGAUAUGUGACAAAUAUCCCGUUAAGUUUUAUUUAUAGUUUACUGUGUUUAUUUGAAAAAUAUUAAAUGACAAAAUGUAA
Messenger RNA from Bactrocera neohumeralis, 2105 nucleotides. RefSeq lists its product as uncharacterized. The transcript is spliced from 3 exons. Gene Ontology annotation, molecular function: DNA binding. Bases 283 to 1401 code for a protein of 372 amino acids. Gene Ontology annotation, biological process: regulation of transcription by RNA polymerase II. The record is from RefSeq and is a predicted model, not a curated record. NCBI's taxonomy places the organism in Eukaryota, Metazoa, Arthropoda, Insecta, Diptera, Tephritidae. Gene Ontology annotation, cellular component: nucleus; transcription regulator complex.